Molecule: messenger RNA, 2202 nt
Organism: Brettanomyces nanus
Lineage: Eukaryota; Fungi; Ascomycota; Pichiomycetes; Pichiales; Pichiaceae
Exons: 1
Coding region: 1-2202 (733 amino acids)
Biological process (GO): magnesium ion transmembrane transport; intracellular magnesium ion homeostasis
Cellular component (GO): plasma membrane
Molecular function (GO): magnesium ion transmembrane transporter activity
Source: RefSeq, a predicted model, not a curated record
AUGUCUUUAGGAAGACAUUCAGAUUCUUUUGUGAGGAAAGUCAGUGGAAACAAAGCCUCCCUGAGCCAUGGAGUUGCUGGUGCCCCGGGUUUAUCUAAUUCUGCUACUGUUGUGCCUGUCGUUUCUGACAACGAGAGUGCCAUUACAUUUGACGAUGCUGAUGCUGAGUCACUCAAACCUUAUUUAAGGAAGGCUAGUCAUCAUGAUUCAAAGAGUGUCAGUGAAAAAGCACAUUCUUUAAUGAGGUCUAAGAAUGGGAAGCGCAUUGGAAGUAUUCUAUUGAGGCAGAAGAGUCGAGGAAGUCGCACCAGUGGGAGUUUAGGAAGGUCCAGAUCUGGCUCCAAUGGUGUCGCAAUGUUUACUACGCGAUUAGCGAAGACACUUUCUAAAGCAUCUUCGGUGUUAGUGUCGGAUGACGCUGAAGAUAAAGCUGGUAAGGCUGGUAAGGCUCAUUUAGACGAUGGUGACAGUAGUAUCAAUAGUAGCAGCAGCAGCAGCAGCAGCAGCAGUGGAAGCAGUCGGAGUAGUAGUGUGACAUCACACGGAUCUCGAGACUCACAGGAGACUGAGGAAGAUGUGUGUUUCCCAAUGGUUCCUAAGCAUGUCAAGAUUGGUGACGUAGAUGUGGACGAGCUUGAAGAGUUUAUACAGGAGCAGCGACUUGAGAAUGGGGAAAUUUUGCGUCGUGAGCAGGAGAUACGCAGCCGAGCGGCUGCCGGCCUUGCUGUUGCCUCCAUAGAUGGUGUGAUUACUACGGGAUCUCAGAACUUCAGUACAGCUGCGCUUAAAUAUACACCCAACAUUAUCCCAUCGAGUAAUGAGAUCUCUGAUUCUACACCAGAAAGUUCUGGAAUCCUUCCCAAAGAUUCAACAACAUCUGCAUUUGAGGCUGAUAUUGCUCAUUUGUCUACUUCCUCCGCAACCUCAUCUAUACAGAAGGAGUCUAAUGAGCAGGAAACCUUUUUUUGUCAGGAGGAUGACAACACGCCUCCUCCUACUCGAUUCAGCUUUUUCAAUUCCGAACGCAAGGCGACUAUACAUGCUCCAGACAUUCCCAGUCUUUUGAAACCCGGACAGCAUGUGUUAGAUCUGUUUGAGCCUGAAAAUUCUGUGUGGUGGUUGGAUUGUACAUGUCCUACUGAUGAAGAAAUGAAAGUUAUUGCCAAGGCAUUUGGCAUACAUCCCUUGACAGCAGAAGAUAUACGAACACAAGAGGCCCGGGAAAAGGUAGAAUUAUUCAAAAGCUACUAUUUCAUAUGUUUUCAUACGUUUGAAGAUGACGCUGAAAGUGAGGAUUUCCUAGAAAGAAUCAACGUUUACAUGGUUGUUUUUCGCCAGGGUAUGCUAACGUUCCAUUUUGCUCCUAUCUGCAAUCCUGCCAGUGUUAGACGAAGAGUGAGACAGUUGCAGGACUACUUUGUUAUAUCUUCCGACUGGCUCUGCUACGCUAUGAUUGAUGAUAUCACCGAUGGCUUUGCUCCUGUUAUUUCCACCUUUGGAUACGAGUCUGAGGUUAUUGAAGAUUCUGUUUUUCUUUUAGGUGAGAAGGGUUUUCGUGGAAUGCUUUUUCGGAUUGGUGAAUCCAGAAGAAAGGUUAUGACGUUGAUGCGUUUGCUUCAAGGAAAAGCCGAUGUGAUCAAGAUGUUUGUCAAGCGGUGUCAAAGUGAUACCGUUCUCCCCAGUGUUACAGCAACACAGCCCGUAAAGCCACGUUCAGACAUUGCGUUAUAUCUUGGUGAUAUUCAGGAUCAUCUCAUCACGAUGUUUCAGUCACUUCUUUCCUACGAAAAGGUUCUAAGUCGAGCUCACAUGAAUUAUUUAGCACAGCUUCAAGUAGAAUCAUUCUACUUCAAUAAUGAAGUGAUGAAUAUGCUAUCUAAGGUGACAUUUUUGGGAACCAUUUUGGUCCCUAUGAACUUAAUCACCGGUCUUUUUGGUAUGAACGUUCUUGUUCCAGGCAAAGAUGGUUCCAAUUAUGGUUGGUUUGGCGGUAUUUUAGGUUUCAUCAUUUUCAUUUGUGUGAUUUGUACUUUAGGAGGAAACUGGUACUUGAAGAGGCUUACAAAAAAUGCAGAGCAAUCUCCUUCAGAAUCCAUGAGGAGCUUUAAAAUAGGUAGGCACAGACAUAACGAGAUACCUGAAGAGCGUCGUACGGUUACUUCGCUUCCAAGUAAAUUCAGUCGAUAUGGAGACUGGCACUAA